AUGUCGCAGGUGUUUAGAAAGCAGCUCUGGAAACAAAUUGUUUCCAAGGUCAUUCAGCAAAAGUUGAAAGAGGAGCGUGAAGCUAAGCGGGCUCACCUGGAUGGAAGGCAUGACUACAUCCUCAGCAUCGUGGCUUCAUGUCUGGGAUUGGAGAAGGCUGAUGUGGAAGAUGCCAUACUUGAGGGGAAUCAGAUUGAGCGCAUGGAGCAAUUCUUUGUUGCUGGUGGUCUUCCACACCUCAUGUUUUACUACCAAGCCACAGAGCAAAACGAAGCAGCAACAGCUGCAUCCUCUGCCUCCACACAGCUGGUUUCCCAGCAGCCCGGUCACAGCAAGAAGUCCAAAGUGUUUGUAACAGACGGGAGGGACGUGGCACUGACCGGAGUGUGUGUCUUCUUCACCAGAGCCAACACUUCGAAGGCAAUUACCUCUGAGAACAUACACAGAGAUGUGAAUUUCAACAUGUUGGACACAACAGAAGUAGGCCUGUUAAAGAGUGUGGAGCAGUUGCUCUCUGAGAUUUUUAUCCCCACGCUGAGGAAGAUGAACCAUGGCUGGGGGGAGCUAGCCCAGGCCCCAGCUGUCAAAGACGACUUCAUAUCCUCAUUGGAAAGCUUUGUGUCCGUCUUGGCUGGAGCACAGGAGAGUCUGCAAGAAAAGGUUACCUUGAAAGAGUGCGACACAUUUGACUUGCGGGUGCUGAAAGGCCCAUCCGACUACAUGGCAGCAGCCAACAGCACAGAGACCAUCGAAAAGAUAGAGGCCUGCAUGAAAGUGUGGAUCAAACAAAUAGAACAGGUUCUGGCUGAGAGUGACCAGCUUAGAAAGGAGGCCGAUGAUCUCGGUCCUCGGGCUGAGCUGGACCACUGGAAGAAACGAAUGUCCCGCUUCAACUACCUCCUGGACCAGCUGAAGAGCCCUGCUGUCAAGGCUGUGCUGGGUGUGCUGUUGAUGGCCAAAUCUAAGCUGAUAAAGUCAUGGCGGGAGCUGGACAUUAGGAUCACUGAUGCAGCCAAUGAGGCCAAAGACAAUGUCAAGUACCUCUACAGCCUGGAGAAGUUUUGUGACCCUCUCUACAACAGUGGUCCUGUGUCAAUGGUGGAUGCAAUCCCAGGUCUGAUUCAUGCCAUCAGGAUGAUUCACAGUAUUUCUCGCCAUUACAACACAUCAGAAAAGAUUACGUCACUUUUUGUUAAGGUGACAAACCAGAUGAUCACAGCCUGCAAAGCCUACAUCACCAAUAAUGGCUCUAAUUCAAUAUGGGACCAACCUCAGGAAGUUGUUGCAGACAGAAUCAAAGCUGCAAUACACCUAAACCAGGAGUACCAGCGCUGUUUUCAUAAAACCAAAAAGAAACUGGAAGAGACUCCCUCAGAGAGACAGUUUGACUUCAGUGAGAUGUACAUCUUCGGGAAGUUUGACACAUUCCAGCGACGUCUCAACAAGAUCCUGGAGAUGUUCAGCACCAUUUCCACCUACUCUGCGCUCCAGGACUCUAAGAUAGAGGGACUGGAGACCAUGGCAACCAGAUAUCAGGCUAUUGUGCUGAACAUGAAGAAAAAAAACUACAGUUUCCUAGAUCAGAGAAGAACUGACUUCGAUGUGGACUAUGAGGAAUUCUGCAAAAGCACCUCUGAGCUCCAUAUGGAGGAUGCAAGGGUGGGCUUGCAGGCUUCUCUGCUGGUCCGAUCUCCAGAAACAGGGGAGCUGUUUGUGAACUUUGACCCAGAGGUUCUGACCCAGAUUAGGGAGGUAAACUGCAUGACCAGGAUGAAUUUGGAGAUCCCUCCCUUUGCUGCUCUGCUGCAGCAGAAACAGGACAUCUUCACAAAGAACUACAACAACUUACAGUUAAUGUUGAGUGAGAACACCAGAGUGCGGGCGAAGAUUCAGAGUGUUUUUGAGCAGCUGGCCAUGCCUCAUGUAGCUAAGGUGGAUGAGGCUAUACAGCCAGGUUUGACCUCCCUCAACUGGACAUCUCUGAACACAGACAAGUAUCUCAGCCGCAUUGACAAGGCAUUGGUUGACCUGGAGCUGUUGAUGGACAGAGUGAAUGACUUGGUGGAGUUUAGAAUAGAUGCAGUACUGCAGGAGAUGAGCGUAUCCACACUGUGUGUUCUGCCAGAGGAUGAACCAGUCACCUGUGAGGAGUUUGUUCAAACCACCAGGGACCUGUGCAUAAGACAAGCUCAGAAUCUCCACAUCAAGAGCUCACUGGUAGAGGAGGCUGCUAAUGAGGUGAUCAACAUGCUGCUGGAAUUCGACCACGAUCAGAAAGAGGAGGUGGAGAAGGUUGAGGAAGAAAGCUGCACUGAGAGCAAGGCUAUUGACCACAUUGAUAGUGAAGGUGAAGAUGAGCGUCGCUCAGAGGGCCGUCUCUUCUCUCGAAACACGUUGCUCCUUCCCGCUAGCGUUGGUCCUUCCUCUCCCUUGAUGAGGAAAAAGAAGAAGAGGGAUCUGAUGGAAGUGAUGGAGGAGGAAGCCCAGGAGUUGCUCUCCUACUUCAACCACCGCAACGUGGAUGCCCUGCUCAGAGCAACACGCAACACCCUGGAGAUGCUACGCAAAUGCAUACAUACGUCCUCGCUCAAGCAUUUCUCAGGUUGUGACUUAACCAACCGUGGCAAAAGCAACAGUCAGCAGGCAAUCUUCCGAGUCAGUGUGACCCUCUCCAUCCCUAACAUCGCCAUGGUCCCGGCUCUGGAGGAGGUCCAACAGGCUCUGAACCGAGCUGUAGAGUGUGUGGUCAGUGUGAGCAAAGGGGUCGGCCAGUGGAGCAAAGAGAGGAUCUCUAAGAGAAAAAUGAAUGAAAGACGGAUGGCGGCUCUGAAACAAGACAGUUCUGAGAGUGAAUCAGAGGAUGGAGCAACGACGUACAGGAGCCUGGCUGGUAUAACAUCUGUGAUCCAAGCAAUCCCAUUCCAAGCCAGAAACUACUACAAGAGUGUGUCUGAGAACAAGGAAAUCGUCAAGCUGGUGUCUGUUCUCGGCACCUCCAUUACCUCCACCAAAAAGGAGGUGGUGACUGCUCUAGACCGCUUUAGCCGUUACCAUCACAUCUGGAGGAAGGACCGUGAAGACACCAUGCAGAAAUUCAUCCAGGGGAGUCCCUUACUGUCAGAGUUUGAAAGCCAGAUUAUUUUCUAUCGAGACUUGGAGUUGGAAAUAAACUCAGAACCAGAGUACAUCAUUGUCAGCGCCUUGGCCCUGUUCACAGCUUCCUUAAAAAUGUCCCUCACUGCUGAAACCAAGAACUGGAUGGUGGACUACGGACUCUACUGUAACAGAAAAUACCGCUCAGAGAUGGAGCAGAUCUUUGCUUUUGUUGAUGAAGCAGGAAAGAAACUGAAUCGACAGAUUAAAGACCUGGAUGACAUUCGGAUUGGCAUGGCUGCACUCAAGGAGAUCAGAGAGCGCCAGAUAUCUGUUGAUUUUCUAGUUGGACCCAUAGAGGAGUCCUAUGCCAUGCUUAAUAAAUACGAGCUGUCAGUGGCCAAAGAGGAGGCUGAUAAGGUGGACACCCUGCGUUACACCUGGGAAAAGCUGCUGUCCCGGAGUACAGAGGUGCAGAACGAGCUGGUGUCCUUGCAGCCAAACUUUAGAGGAGAACUGGUUGUCAAUAUGAAGGUCUUUCUGGAAGACUGCCAACACUUUUACCAGGAUUAUGACAAGGAUGGCCCCAUGGUGGUGGGGUUAGCGCCUCAGGAUGCCAGUGACAGACUGAUCAUGUUCCAGAAUCGAUUUGACAAUCUAUUCAGAAAGUAUGUCACUUACACAAGUGGAGAGGAGCUGUUUGGACUUCCUGUUACCCAGCAUCCUCAGCUGCUGGAGAUUAAGAAGCAGCUGACUCUGCUGCAAAAGUUGUAUGGCCUUUACAACAACGUCAUCGAAACAGUCAAUGGUUACUACGAUAUCCUCUGGGCCGACAUCCAUAUCGAGAAGAUCAAUAAUGAGCUGCUAGACUUCCAGACCAGGUGUCGCAAACUGCCUCGUGGUCUGAAGGAGUGGCAGGCCUUCCUGGACCUGAAGAAGACCAUCGAUGAGUUCAGUGAGUGUUGCCCCCUCCUGGAACUCAUGACCAAUAAAGCUAUGAUGACCCGCCACUGGAAGAGAAUCACUGAGGUGACUGGUCAUACCUUUGAGGUGGAAAGUGAUACAUUCAAACUGCGUAACAUUAUGGAGGCUCCUCUGCUUAAGAAUAAAGAGGAGAUUGAGGAUAUCUGUAUCAGUGCUGUGAAAGAGCGGGACAUUGAGCAGAAGCUGAAGCAAGUGAUUGCUGAGUGGGACAACAAGACUUUUACAUUUGCCAGCUUUAAGACCCGUGGAGAGCUGCUGCUAAGAGGAGACAGCACAUCGGAGAUCAUCACCAGCAUGGAAGACAGCCUGAUGAUCCUGGGUUCUCUUAUGAGCAACAGGUAUAACACCCCAUUUAAAGCUCAGAUUCAAAAGUGGGUUCAGAAUCUUUCCAACACCACUGAUAUCAUCGAACACUGGAUGACUGUCCAGAACCUCUGGAUCUACCUGGAAGCUGUGUUUGUGGGUGGAGACAUUGCCAAACAGCUGCCUAAGGAAGCAAAGCGUUUCUCUAACAUUGAUAAGUCCUGGGUGAAGAUCAUGAUGCGAGCCCACGAAAUGCCCAAUGUGGUGCAGUCGUGUGUGGGAGAUGAAACCAUGGGACAGCUGCUUCCUCACCUGCUGGAACAGCUGGAAAUCUGCCAGAAGUCACUUACAGGCUAUUUGGAGAAGAAGCGUCUGCUAUUCCCACGUUUCUUCUUUGUGUCUGACCCUGCCCUGCUGGAGAUCCUGGGCCAGGCCUCUGACUCCCAUACCAUCCAGGCCCACCUUCUUAAUGUUUUCGACAACAUCAAAUGCGUCCGAUUUCAUGACAAGGUAUAUGACCGUAUUCUGGCCGUGUCAUCCCGGGAAGGGGAGACGGUGGAGCUGGAGCGUCCCGUCACAGCAGAAGGGAACGUGGAGGUGUGGCUCAAUGCUCUGCUGAAAGAAUCCCAGAGGUCUUUGCAUAACGUGAUCCGACAGGCGGCUCUGACCAUCCAGGACUCUGACUUCCAGCUCAUUAACUUCCUCAACUCCUUCGCCGCUCAGGUGGGCUUGCUAGGUAUCCAGAUGAUAUGGACGAGGGACUCUGAGGAGGCUCUGACCAAUGCUCGAUAUGAUCGUCGCAUUAUGUCUAAAACCAACCAGCUCUUCCUGGAUCUACUUAACACACUGAUUGACAUGACCACAAGAGACCUCGAAGCUGUCGAGAGGACGAAGUACGAGACCCUCAUCACUAUCCAUGUCCACCAGAGGGACAUAUUUGAUGACCUGUGUCGGUUGCAUAUCAAAAGCCCAAAUGACUUUGAGUGGCUGAAGCAGUGUCGCUUCUACUUCAACGAGGACUCAGACAAGAUGAUCAUCAACAUCACAGACGUGGGUUUCGUCUAUCAGAAUGAAUUUCUGGGCUGCACCGAAAGGCUCGUCAUUACACCUUUGACUGACAGAUGCUACAUCACCUUAGCUCAGGCUCUCGGUAUGAGUAUGGGUGGAGCCCCUGCUGGUCCAGCAGGAACAGGAAAGACUGAGACCACCAAAGACAUGGGUCGCUGUCUGGGAAAGUAUGUUGUGGUCUUCAACUGUUCGGACCAGAUGGAUUUCAGAGGCUUGGGAAGAAUAAUGAAAGGUCUGGCUCAGUCUGGUUCUUGGGGCUGUUUUGACGAGUUUAACCGCAUCGACCUCCCAGUACUGUCCGUGGCAGCCCAGCAGAUUGCGAUUGUUCUCACCUGCAAGAAGGAACGUCGCAAAAACUUUGUCUUCACUGAUGGAGACAAUGUGGAUAUGAACCCAGAGUUUGGCAUCUUUCUUACCAUGAACCCAGGUUAUGCAGGUCGCCAAGAGCUUCCUGAGAACUUGAAGAUCAACUUCCGCUCUGUGGCUAUGAUGGUUCCUGACCGUCAGAUCAUCAUUCGGGUGAAACUGGCCAGUUGUGGGUUUAUUGACAACAUGGAGCUGGCACGCAAGUUCUUCACUCUUUACAAGCUGUGCGAGGAACAACUCUCCAAACAGGUUCACUAUGACUUUGGCCUGAGGAACAUCCUGUCGGUUCUGAGAACACUGGGAGCAGCCAAGCGAGCAAACCCCAGUGACACAGAGUCCACCAUUGUCAUGAGGGUUCUGAGGGAUAUGAACCUUUCCAAACUGAUCGAUGAGGAUGAGCCUCUGUUCCUGAGCUUAAUUGAAGACCUCUUCCCAGGCAUCCAACUUGAUAAAGCUGGCUACCCUGAACUAGAGGCUGCCAUCGACAAACAGGUUGAAGAUGCAGGUCUGAUCAUUCACCCUCCCUGGAAGUUAAAGGUCAUCCAGCUGUUUGAGACUCAGAGGGUCCGACAUGGUAUGAUGGCUCUGGGACCCAGUGGAGCUGGAAAGACAACUUGUAUACACACUCUGAUGAGAGCUAUGACAGAGUGUGGUCAACCUCACAGAGAGCUGCGCAUGAACCCUAAAGCCAUCACAGCACCGCAGAUGUUUGGUCGGCUGGAUGUGGCAACAAACGACUGGACUGAUGGCAUCUUCUCUACACUUUGGAGAAAAACACUAAGAGCCAAGAAAGGAGAGCACAUCUGGUUAGUCCUGGAUGGACCCGUUGAUGCCAUCUGGAUUGAAAACCUGAACUCAGUUUUGGAUGACAACAGAACUCUCACGCUGGCAAAUGGAGACCGAAUACCGAUGGCUCCCAACUGUAAGGUGGUUUUUGAGCCACAUAACAUCGACAACGCCUCUCCAGCCACUGUCUCACGCAAUGGAAUGGUGUUCAUGAGCUCCUCUGUGCUCAACUGGAGUCCUAUACUGGAGGGCUGGUUGAAGAAACGUUCCCCCCAGGAGGCAGAUGUUCUGAGGGAGCUCUUCUCCUCCUCCUUCUCUGACCUCUACCGCUUCAGUGUGCAGUCACUAGAGUUCAAGAUGGACAUGCUGGAGGCCUUUGUUAUCAUGCAGUGCAUAAACAUGCUGCAGGGACUCAUACCACCAAAGGAGCAGUGCGGUGAGUUAUCCAGAGUGCACUUGGAGCGGCUGUAUGUCUUCGCCCUGAUGUGGAGCACCGGAGCCUUACUUGAACUUGACGACCGGAGGAAGCUGGAGAUCUGGCUCAGAGGAAACAACAGUAUCCGUCUAAACUUGCCAGACAUUCCACCUCACAGCGAGGACACCAUGUUUGACUACCAUGUCACAUCAGAUGGUCAUUGGAUCCAUUGGAGCAUCAGCGUGGAGGAAUACGUUUAUCCGUCAGAAAUCACCCCAGAGUACAGCUCCAUCUUGGUACCCAAUGUGGACAAUGUCAGAACAGACUUCUUAAUUCAAACCAUCGCCAAGCAGGGCAAGGCUGUUUUGCUGAUAGGAGAGCAAGGGACAGCAAAAACGGUCAUCAUCAAGGGCUACAUGUCAAAGUACGACCCCGAGACCCACAUAGGAAAGAGUCUCAACUUCUCCUCUGCUACCACACCGCUCAUGUUCCAGAGGACAGUAGAGAGCUACGUGGAUAAGAGGAUGGGAACCACAUAUGGACCCCCUGCUGGGAAGAAAAUGUCCAUUUUUAUAGAUGAUAUCAACAUGCCUGUAAUCAAUGAGUGGGGAGACCAGGUGACUAAUGAGAUUGUCAGGCAGCUGAUGGAGCAGAAUGGAUUCUUUAAUUUGGAGAAACCAGGAGAAUUUACCAACAUUGUGGACGUUCAGUUCCUGGCAGCUAUGAUUCAUCCAGGAGGAGGCCGUAAUGACAUACCGCAGAGACUGAAGAGGCAGUUCUCCAUCUUUAACUGCACCCUGCCCUCCAAUGCUUCCAUAGACAAGAUAUUCGGUGUGAUUGGGGAGGGCCACUUCUGUGCCCGUCGUGGUUUCACGGAGGAGGUUCAGAGCACCGUACCUCGCUUGGUGUCUCUGACCCGCCACCUCUGGCAGCUGACAAAGGUCAAGAUGCUUCCAACUCCUGCAAAGUUCCACUAUAUCUUCAACCUGAGGGAUCUGUCCAGAGUCUGGCAAGGCAUGCUCAGCACCAGCGCCGAGGUGGUUGACUCUGUCCAGGUGCUGCUGUCACUGUGGAAACACGAGUGCAAACGUGUGAUAGCAGAUCGAUUCACCAUGCCCGAUGACGUGGAGUGGUUUGACCAGGCUCUGGCGAAGCUGGUCGAUGAGCAACUUGGCAAGGAGCACAAGAAUAUAGUGGACUAUGGAGUGGACAGAUACUUUGUUGACUUCCUACGGGAUGCCCCUGAAGCUACAGGGGAAGAACCGGAAGAUUCAGACUUUGAUUUGCCAAAGGUGUAUGAGCCUAUUGAAUCCUUUGAGAGUUUAAAAGAACGUCUGAACAUGUUCUUGAGCCAUUACAAUGAGAGCAUCAGGGGCACUGCCAUGGAUAUGGUCUUCUUUCAGGAUGCUAUGAUACAUCUGGUCAAGGUGUCAAGGAUAAUCCGUACAGCUGGAGGUAAUGCCUUGUUGGUGGGUGUUGGAGGUUCUGGCAAACAGAGUCUGACCAGACUGGCCUCAUUCAUAGCUGGAUACAAGAUCUUCCAGAUCACUCUCACGCGCUCAUACAACACAGCCAACCUGAUGGAUGACCUCAAGGGUUUGUACAGAACAGCUGGCCAGCAGGGAAAAGGCGUCAGUUUCAUCUUCACUGAUAAUGAAAUCAAAGAUGAGUCAUUCUUGGAGUACAUGAACAACGUCCUGUCAUCUGGAGAGGUGUCCAACUUGUUUGCUCGUGACGAGAUCGACGAGAUUCUCAGUGAUCUCAUUCCCACUAUGAAACGGGAGUUUCCCAGACGCCCCCCGACCAAUGAAAACCUGUACGAGUACUUCAUGUCACGAGUCCGACACAACCUCCACGUUGUUCUGUGUUUUUCCCCUGUUGGAGAAAAGUUCCGUAACCGAGCGCUGAAGUUUCCAGCAUUGAUUUCUGGGUGCACCAUGGACUGGUUCAGCCGCUGGCCAAAAGAUGCACUUGUUGCAGUUUCCGAGCACUUCUUGUCAGUCUAUGACAUCGACUGCUCAAGCCAGGUCAAGAGUGAGGUGGUCCAGUGCAUGGGCUCCUUCCAGGAUGGUGUGGCAGAAAAGUGUGUGGACUACUUCCAGAGAUACCGGCGCUCCACCCAUGUCACACCCAAGUCCUACCUGUCCUUCAUUCAGGGCUACAAGACCAUCUAUAAGGAGAAGAGGUCUGAAGUCCAGACGCUGGCCAACAGGAUGAAUACUGGUCUCCAAAAGCUGAAGGAGGCAUCUGAGUCUGUAGCAGCUCUCAGCAAAGAGCUAGAGGUGAAGGAAAAAGAGCUACAGGUCGCCAAUGACAAGGCUGAUAAGGUGUUGAAGGAGGUGACGGUAAAAGCCCAGGCAGCAGAGCGAGUGAAGGUAGAGGUACAGAAAGUGAAGGACAAGGCCCAAGCCAUUGUAGACAGCAUUUCAGCCGACAAGGCCAUCGCUGAGGAGAAACUAGAAGCUGCCCGCCCAGCUCUUCAGGAGGCUGAGGCCGCACUGCAGACAAUCAAGCCAUCAGAUAUCGCCACAGUGCGAACACUUGGCCGCCCCCCCCAUCUCAUCAUGCGGAUCAUGGACUGCGUGCUGCUGCUCUUCCAGAGGCGGGUGAACAGCGUGAAGAUCGACCCGGAGAAGAACUGCCACACUCCGUCCUGGCAGGAGUCCCUAAAACUCAUGACAGCUGGGAACUUCCUGGGCAGCUUGCAGCAAUUCCCCAAAGACUCCAUUAAUGAAGAAAUGGUGGAGCUGCUGCAGCCUUAUUUUGAAAUGCCUGACUACAACAUCGAAACAGCUAAGAGGGUGUGUGGCAACGUGGCCGGCCUUGCGUCCUGGACCAAGGCUAUGGCUUCCUUCUUCUCCAUCAACAAGGAGGUCUUGCCCUUAAAGGCGAACUUAGCAGUGCAGCAGAAUCGUCUGGCCAUAGCUAAUGUGGACCUUCAGAAAGCCCAGGCUGAGCUGGACGCCAAGCAGGCAGAGCUGGAUGUGGUACAGGCAGAAUAUGAGAAAGCCAUGAUGGAGAAACAGACACUGCUGGAGGACGCCGAGCGCUGCAGACACAAGAUGCAGACGGCGUCCAGCCUCAUCAGUGGGCUCGCUGGGGAGAAGGAGAGAUGGACAGAGCAGAGCAAAGAGUUUGCUGCUCAAACCAAGCGCCUUGUGGGUGAUGUUCUUCUGGCCACAGCUUUCCUCUCUUACUCUGGCCCAUUCAAUCAGGAGUUUCGGAGUCUCCUACUGAAUGAUUGGCAGCGAGAGCUGAAGCAGCGUUGCAUCCCAUUUGGCAACAACCUCAAUCUGACCGAACUGCUCAUCGAUGCUCCUACUGUUAGUGAGUGGAACCUACAGGGGCUCCCAAAUGAUGACCUGUCUAUUCAUAAUGGCAUCAUUGUGACCAAAGCUGCACGCUUCCCUCUUCUCAUUGACCCACAGACUCAGGGAAAAAUAUGGAUCAAAAACAAAGAGGCCAGGAGCGAACUGCAGAUCACCUCACUGAACCACAAGUACUUCAGGAACCACCUGGAGGACAGUCUGUCUCUCGGUCGCCCCCUUUUGAUCGAGGAUGUCGGGGAGGAGUUGGACCCUGCGCUCGACAACAUCCUUGAGAAAAACUUUAUUAAAACUGGCUCCACUUACAAGGUGAAAGUUGGUGACAAAGAGGUAGAUGUCAUGAAAGGCUUCAGGUUGUAUAUGACCACCAAGCUACCCAACCCGGCGUACACUCCCGAAAUCAGCGCUCGCUCCUCCAUCAUUGACUUCACUGUCACCAUGAGAGGACUAGAGGACCAGCUGCUGGGAAGAGUCAUCCUAACUGAAAAACAGGAACUGGAGAAGGAGAGGACAGACCUCUUGGAAGAUGUGACAUCUAACAAGAGAAAGAUGAAGGAGUUGGAGGACAACCUCCUCUACAGACUGACCAGCACACAGGGUUCACUGGUGGAUGAUGAGAGUCUGAUUCUGGUGCUUAGCAACACAAAGCUCACAGCUGAAGAGGUCACUCAGAAACUGCAGAUUGCCGCUGAGACUGAGAUCCAGAUCAAUGCUGCCAGAGAAGAGUACCGACCAGUGGCCACCAGGGGCAGCAUCCUGUACUUCCUGAUCACUGAGAUGAGUAUGGUGAAUGUCAUGUAUCAGACCUCUCUGAGACAGUUCCUGGGACUGUUUGACCUUUCUCUGGCCAGGUCAUCCAAAAGCCCCAUCACCAGCAAACGGAUCGCCAGCAUCAUAGAGUUCAUGACCUUUGAGGUGUAUAAGUACGCAGCUCGAGGCCUGUAUGAGGAGCACAAGUUCCUCUUCACUUUGCUGCUGACGCUGAAGAUCGACAUGCAGAGCAACAGGGUCAAACACGAGGAGUUUCUCACGCUCAUUAAAGGAGGUGCAUCUCUGGACCUGAAGGCUUGCCCCCAGAAACCAGCUAAAUGGAUCCUCGACAUGACUUGGCUCAACCUUGUAGAGCUCAGUAAACUGUGGCAGUUCUCUGAUAUACUGGAUCAGAUAAGUCGUAAUGAGAAGCAGUGGAAAUUCUGGUUUGAUAAGGAGGCCCCAGAGGAGGCGGUGGUUCCAAACUCCUAUGACCAGGCCCUCGACUGUUUCAGACGGCUGCUUCUCAUACGAUGUUGGUGUCCUGACAGGACCAUCGCACAGGCUCGUAAAUACAUAAUGGAUGCAAUGGGGGAGAAGUACGCUGAAGGGGUGAUUCUGGACUUAGAGAAGAUGUGGGAGGAAUCAGACCCACGAACGCCUCUCAUCUGCUUCCUUUCAAUGGGCUCAGACCCAACCGACUCCAUUAUUGCGCUGGGAAAAAAGAUGAAGUUUGAGACCCGAUACGUCUCGAUGGGACAAGGGCAGGAGGUCCAUGCUCGCAAGCUUCUGCAGCAAUCCAUGGCUAAUGGUGGGUGGGCCUUACUCCAGAACUGCCACCUGGGUCUGGACUUCAUGGACGAGCUGAUGGACACGGUGACCGAGACGGAUUUUGUCAACGACAGCUUCCGCCUUUGGAUGACCACAGAGGUCCACAGACACUUCCCCAUCACGCUUCUGCAGAUGUCCAUCAAGUUCACGAACGAACCGCCACAGGGUCUUAAGGCAGGGCUGAAGAGGACCUACGGAGGUAUAAACCAGGAUCUUUUGGAUAUCAGUAACAUGGUGCAGUGGAAGCCGAUGCUCUAUGGAGUAGCGUUUCUCCACAGCACAGUGCAGGAGAGGAGGAAGUACGGCCCUCUGGGAUGGAACAUCCCCUAUGAGUUCAACCAGGCUGACUUCAAUGCCACCGUCCAGUUUGUUCAGAACCAUCUUGAUGACAUGGACAUUAAAAAGGGUGUGUCGUGGAACACAGUGAGAUAUAUGAUCGGUGAGAUUCAGUACGGUGGCCGUGUGACUGAUGACUACGACAAGCGCCUCCUGAACACCUUUGCCAAGGUGUGGUUCAGUGAGGACAUGUUUGGACCUACCUUCGCCUUCUACAAAGGCUACAGCAUCCCCAAAUGCUCCAAUGUCGACCAAUAUCUAACGUACAUCCAGGGUCUUCCAGCCUAUGACACCCCAGAGGUGUUUGGUCUCCACCCGAACGCAGACAUCACCUUCCAGAGUAAACUGGCCAAAGACGUGCUGGACACCAUCCUCAGCAUUCAACCAAAAGACAGCUCAUCAGGUGGAGGAGAAACCAGAGAGGCUGCAGUGUCCAGGCUGGCUGACGACAUGUUGGAGAAACUGCCUCCUGACUACGUACCUUUUGAAGUAAGAGAGCAUCUCCAGAAGAUGGGUCCUUUUAAGCCCAUGAACAUCUUCCUGCGUCAGGAGAUCGACCGGAUGCAGAGGGUCAUAGUUCUGGUCCGAAACACUCUGACGGAUCUCAAGCUGGCCAUCGAUGGAACCAUCAUCAUGAGUGAGAACCUGCGGGACGCCCUUGACUGCAUGUACGAUGCACGCAUUCCUGCACGCUGGAAAAAGGCAUCGUGGGCAUCCAGCACCCUGGGGUUCUGGUUCACAGAGUUGCUUGAGCGGAACCGGCAGUUUCAGGCUUGGAUCUUUGAAGGGCGGCCCAACUGCUUCUGGAUGACAGGCUUCUUCAACCCGCAGGGCUUCCUGACAGCCAUGAGACAGGUACACACGGCAUCAGGCUACCUACCUAUUUACCCACCGCCGGGGAUGAGACCAGAUGGCACACAGAGGGAGAAGCAGGCACACAGCCACACAGGCGAACGCACACGCAUGCACACGCACACAGACACG
Molecule: messenger RNA, 13242 nt
Organism: Stegastes partitus (bicolor damselfish)
Lineage: Eukaryota; Metazoa; Chordata; Actinopteri; Pomacentridae
Gene: dnah5
Product: dynein, axonemal, heavy chain 5
Exons: 82
Biological process (GO): microtubule-based movement
Cellular component (GO): axonemal dynein complex
Molecular function (GO): minus-end-directed microtubule motor activity; dynein intermediate chain binding; ATP binding
Source: RefSeq, a predicted model, not a curated record